AAUGAGCAUGGGCAGGGCUGGCAGAUAAACUCUCAGAACGGUAAAGGGUCAGCCCAGUAGCAGUUGACAACAGUUGAGUUCAGUCUGCAAUGUCCACCGACACCUGUCCACCACUUUGUGGAGAAAUGAAGCUCUUUCUCACCGCUGCCUUCUUCUGGGUCAUUGUGGCAACCACCUGCGUCUCAGCCACGAAUGGGCCUGUUUUGAGCUGCUGCCUCACCAUCUCAGAUACCAAAGUCCACCCAAAAAACAUAGUGAAUUACACUGUCCAGAGGAUGGGACCCUGUCCUGUAGAAGCAGUUGUGUUCCAGACAUGUAGGAGGAAGACAGUCUGCUCUGAUCCUGGAAAGGACUGGGUUAAAAGGGUCAAGGGAAAGGUGGACAAGGAGAAGGAGAAGAGGAAGAGACAACCAAGCUGCCGAAAACAGAGGAGGAGACAGAGGGUCAGGCCAAAGAGGGUGGGCUGAAUAUCUUGAGGGAUUGAUGGAGAGAGCAGGCAAAGAGCUUUGCUAAUAUGAUUUCUGAUGCAGAAUGUGAAAUAUGCUCACUAUAUAUCUUUCCGCUGCUGUAAUGCCACACCUUUAGGCACAAUUCCUGGGCUAAGUAAUCAAAUUAUUUCAUUUGAUUAAUUUUAACAUUGAAUCAUGUAUUCUUCCCAAGCUGUCAGAGUAGUAGUAGGUAGUACACUGGUAUGGGUGGGGCAUAAGGCAAACUUAUGCAGUGUCUGCUUAGAUAAAACAUAAAUCUGUUGUUACUGAAUAAAUGUUGUGAGGGGAUUUUGAAUAA
This is a messenger RNA of Conger conger (European conger), 786 nucleotides long. RefSeq names its product monocyte chemotactic protein 1B-like. The transcript is spliced from 3 exons. Gene Ontology annotation, molecular function: CCR chemokine receptor binding; chemokine activity. Lineage: Eukaryota; Metazoa; Chordata; Actinopteri; Anguilliformes; Congridae. Gene Ontology annotation, biological process: cellular response to type II interferon; immune response; positive regulation of ERK1 and ERK2 cascade. Gene Ontology annotation, cellular component: extracellular region. The record is from RefSeq and is a predicted model, not a curated record. Bases 90 to 467 code for a protein of 125 amino acids.